Messenger RNA from Miscanthus lutarioriparius, 885 nucleotides. NCBI's taxonomy places the organism in Eukaryota, Viridiplantae, Streptophyta, Magnoliopsida, Poales, Poaceae. The record is from the annotation of a GenBank genome assembly.
AUGGCAGCCGGGAGCAACGAGAGGAAAGUGAUCGGGAGAGUGCAUUGCCGGGGAGGGCACGCACCGGGAUGGGUGCAUUCGUUCGCUGUCACGGAGAACUACAUCGUCGUGCCGGAGAUGCCCCUCCGAUACUCUGUCGCUGGCGUUCUCAAGUCUCAGCUGACACCUUGGUAUCUCUUCGACUGGCUGCUGGAGUCUGGGAGCUACAUGCACGUCAUAUGCAGGUUCACUGGAAAGACUGUGGCGAGCGUGGAGAUUCCUCCGUUCAUGGCAUUACACUUCAUUAACGCAUACGAACAAGGAGAUGCGAUCAUUGCUGACUGCUGCGAGUACUAUGAUGAUCCUUCUGUCAUCAAGGCACUUGCACUGCAUAGACUAAGAUCUCCCGGAAUGAACAAGGAUGCAUUCCCUGAUGCUAGGGUUGCCCGAUUCAGGAUACCACAGGAUGGAAAUAGACCCCCCAUGGGCGAGCUGGAGACUGUGCUGGACCCUGUGGUGCAUAGCUGGGGAGUGGAGAUGCCUUCCACCAAUCCGGCUUACCAGGGUAAGGAAUACCGUUAUGUGUAUGCCUGUGGCGCGCGAAGGCCAUGCAAUUUCUUGAACUCCCUCACCAAGAUCGACCUUGUGGAGAAAGAGGCCAAGAACUGGCAGGAGCUGGGCUCUGUGCCAUCGGAGCCCUUUUUUGUGGCGAGGCCAGGGGGGCUGAUGAAGAUGACGAAUGUUUGGAGGGGUUGUGAUCUCCAAUUCUCCAUCGUGAGCACCAUGGAAGGUGAUGGGUAUGCGCUACUGCUGGACGCCGUGACUUUUGAAGAAAUUGCUCGAGUAAGGCUCCCCUACGGCCUACCAUACGGCUUCCACGGCUGCUGGAUUCCAGAGAAUGUAUGA